AUGGCCCUGCAGUGCACGAAGUCCGCGGGACACUGGAAGAUGGUCGUGUGGGACGAGGAGGGCUUCCAGGGCCGGCGCCACGACUUCACCACCGAGUGCCCCAGCGUUCUGGAGCUGGGCUUUGAGACUGUGCGUUCCCUGAAAGUGCUGAGCGGAGCGUGGGUGGGCUUCGAGCACGCCGGCUUCCAGGGGCAGCAGUACGUGUUGGAGCGGGGCGAGUAUCCAUGCUGGGACGCGUGGAGCGGCAACACAGCCUACCCCAGCGACAGGCUCUCCUCCUUCCGGCCAGUGGCCUGUGCGAACCAUCGAGACUCCAGGCUGACCAUCUUUGAGCAGGAGAACUUCCUGGGCAGGAAAGGAGAACUGAGCGACGAUUACCCCUCGCUGCAGGCCAUGGGUUGGGACGGCAAUGAAGUGGGCUCCUUCCAUGUCCACUCUGGGGCCUGGGUCUGCUCCCAGUUCCCAGGAUAUCGGGGCUUCCAGUAUGUGCUGGAGAGUGACCACCACUCUGGCGACUACAAACACUUCCGGGAGUGGGGCUCCCACGCCCAGAGCUUCCAGGUGCAGAGUGUCCGCAGAAUCCAGCAGUGA
Molecule: messenger RNA, 591 nt
Organism: Perognathus longimembris pacificus (Pacific pocket mouse)
Lineage: Eukaryota; Metazoa; Chordata; Mammalia; Rodentia; Heteromyidae
Gene: Cryba4
Product: crystallin beta A4
Exons: 5
Coding region: 1-591 (196 amino acids)
Biological process (GO): visual perception; lens development in camera-type eye
Molecular function (GO): structural constituent of eye lens
Source: RefSeq, a predicted model, not a curated record